This is a messenger RNA of Spinacia oleracea (spinach), 1458 nucleotides long. Its product is annotated as nuclear ribonuclease Z. The transcript has 8 exons. The record is from RefSeq and is a predicted model, not a curated record. Bases 235 to 1131 code for a protein of 298 amino acids. Lineage: Eukaryota; Viridiplantae; Streptophyta; Magnoliopsida; Caryophyllales; Amaranthaceae.
UCUAACCCAGUUCGAGGAAAUUAAUCAGGCACAAAUCCGAUAAAUAUAAUAUGAUUCCAAAUCUGAGUUAAAAUAAUCCAAAUAAGAAUGAAACGGGUAGAAUAUGGAUUUUGUAAAACCCGACCGAUCCAUCCCUGCACGGCGGCUGCACCUGCACCCACGUAAAGAACUUGUCGAGUUCGUUCUCGUAAAAGUAGCCAACCGAGUCAAAUUCCAGUGAAGGACUGUCAAAAAAUGUCAAUGGAACCGAACAAUACCGAGUCGAAUUCGGCAGCAAAGUCAGCAACAAAGAAGAAGAAAAGAGGAAUAGAGAUAGAAGGAUACCCAAUAGAGGGGUUAUCAAUAGGUGGCCAAGAAACAUGCGUAAUCUUCCCCACUCUCAGUCUCGCUUUCGAUAUCGGAAGGUGUCCUCAACGCGCCGUUUCACAGGAUUUCCUCUUCAUCUCACAUGGUCACAUGGAUCACAUUGGAGGGCUACCUAUGUAUGUUGCAACUCGUGGCUUGUUUUCAAUGAAACCUCCUACAAUUAUUGUGCCUAAAGCUAUAAAAGAGGAUGUGGAAAAGCUUUUUGAUGUACACAGAGCAAUGGACCAAUCUGAGCUGAAGAAUAAUUUAGUUGGUCUAGAUGUGGGAGAAGAAUUCUGUAUUAGGAAGGAUCUCAAAGUAAAAGCAUUUAAGACAUAUCAUGUCAUUCCCAGUCAGGGAUAUUUAGUUUAUUCAGUUAAACAGAAGCUUAAGCAGGAUUACAUUGGCCUUCCUGGAAAAGAGAUCAAGGCUUUGAAGGAUAAAGGUUUGGAGAUUACUACAACAACUACGUCACCUGAGAUAGCGUUUACUGGAGACACAAUGGCUGACUUCAUUGUUGACCCAGUUAAUGUUGAUGUGCUGAGGGCAAAGAUUCUUAUAAUGGAGUGCACGUUCUUAGACAACGCAGUUUCAGAGGAGCAUGCAAGAGAUUAUGGACACACACACCUAAAUGAGGUUGUAAAGUAUGCUGAUAUGUUUCAGAAUAAAGCAAUUCUUUUGAUCCACUUUUCUGCAAGAUACCAUGUAUAUGAAAUUGAAGAAGCCAUUUCAAGAUUGCCAUCAGCAUUUGCUGGCCGGGUUUUUGCUCUCACUGAAGGGAUAUGAAUCAUACGAUGAUGGGUGUUUUAACUUUUAAGGGCGCUGUCAACUGCAGCCAUUUACUUGUAGAACUAGUUGUUUUCGUGCAUUUACUUGUACAACUUGUUCCUUUAUCCUCCUUUUUACCCUGCUUAACCCUCCCGCUAAAUAUACAAGAAGUUACAUGGUACAUGAACAAAGUACAUUGAUGUGUACAUAUAUCUAUAGUUUUUAGUAGUUGAUUUCAGUUGUACCAAUCUUGAAAAUAUUUAUCUUUUCAUUUCUUGAGUAACACGAUAAAUGCACCACUAACAUUGUUAGAGUGACUAAUAGAGAGAGACUUGAUACGCGAAA